UACGGUGAGUGACGCGGGAGAAUCUCGAGAACUUUCGCUCUACCUUCUAAACUAACCUUCUGUAAUUAUUCAGCUAAAAUCGAGAUCAGCUAAAACCUGCCAAUGACCUCUCUACUUCUUCUCUCUGAUGCUAAUCAGCAAUGUGGACAAAAAUGCUUCACUAAUCACAAGCUGCCGUCGCCGACCAAUCAGUGACAAGCACACUCGCCUCCACCAAUCGCGCCUCCACCAUCGCCUGUCAGUCAGUGACGAGAACAUUUGCUGGCCGGGAAGUCGCGAUAGUUAACUCUCUAGAGACAUUUCCUCUCGGAUGUCCUUGCUCUUCUCGUGGGAACGAACUUCGUUCAACGAAAAGUACGUGGGAACGAUUCCAAAUUGAAGACGCAAAAGGAUUCGGCCCGACAACGAGUUGUAAGUCAAGAACAACACGAUGAUCAUGCUGCUUUGACGGAGAGACCAGUAAGAGAAGCAACCGAGAGGUGUUUUCGACGAUAACGCAAGCGCGCAAGAAUGAGUUUCAGAUAAAGUAAUAAUUUGUUUCUCGACGGUAUGGAGGAGACAUUGCGAUUAAACGAAACCGGAGUGAGCCCCAAAUAUGACUAUAUGGAUGCGCUGAUCGACAUGAACGUCAAACAGGGCAAGAUGAUAAAGAUAAUUGCUUAUAGUAUCUUAAUUGUAAUAUCGGGGACUGGAAAUAUUGCUAUGCUAAUAAUGACUAUAAUACGAAAACAAAAGUCCAAGUCCCGGAUAAAUACCCUGGUGAUGCAUCUGGCGAUAGCUGAUCUCUUUGUGACGUUCCUGAUGAUGCCGUUAGAAAUCGGAUGGUCGAUUACGGUGUCAUGGGAAGCUGGAGACGCGAUGUGUCGUAUAAUGACCUUCUUCAGAACAUUCGGCCAGUAUCUUUCAUCUUUCAUAAUUGUCUGCAUAAGUAUAGAUAGAUAUUACGCGGUAAUGCGACCGCUCCAGAUAUUGGACGUUCACAGAAGAGGAAAGAUAACUCUGAUUUUCGCGUGGGUGGGCUCCAUAUUCUGUUCCUUUCCGCAGGUACUAGUAUUCCAUCUCGAGGUGCGUCCCGGCUACACUUAUGUCACACAGUGUACAACACACAACACUUAUCCGUCGCACGUGUACGAACUGUUGUACUUUUUGUUCGGAAUAACGACAGUAUUCUGGUUCCCCCUGUGCGUGAUGUUUUAUACCUAUACCAGAAUAUUCGUGGAGAUCUCACGCAAAUCCAAAGAAGAUAGAAUACGCCGUUCAUCGAUCGGAUUCCUCAGUCGAGCACGAGUGCGCACUUUAAAAAUGACAAUAACCAUUAUCGUGGUUUUCAUCAUCUGCUGGACCCCUUACUCUGUACUAAGCUUGUGGUAUUGCAUUGAUCGGUCGUCACUCCGGGAAGUCGACCAACGCAUUCGGAAGGCUCUCGUUUUACUUAGGAGCACAAACCCCUGCAUGAAUCCCAUCAUCUACGGCAUCUUCAACAUACGACAAAGGAACAAUACAAAUCUUCAAUCCUAUCCCCCUUUGAUGCCCAUCAAUGCGACCGUAGAACUUCCGGUUGUCGCGUACGCCAGAGAUUCUAUCCUCACCGUUUUCUUAAUAGCUUUGCCGAUUCUCUUUAACUCCCCAACUUCAUAUAACAGAUACGCCGAAGUGAGCAGCCACCAUCAAGGCCAGCAUCACGCCGCUGUCCCUGUCGAUCAGACUUCUCUAUUGACGAUGAACCCGACGUUCGCCAAAUCAAACGGAUGCAUUUAGACGAGCGAGCCAGCAUGCAGAUGACGCGACACCUCGUACAUGCAUCUUUCUCGCAGACAUGAUUCUUCCUUUCCUUAGUGAUAAUUGCGUGAUCACGCAUCGACUAUGCGUUACGCCGUAACGAUCGUGUUUUUUCAGAUGCGAGGUACUGCGUUCAUACCGUCCAAAUGAAAUGCGAUGAAAGACGAAAUGGGCCUUUUCGUUACGCGCGUUCGGAAUGCGUACAGCAACGUGUUACAAUGUGGACGAGAAGCACGGCACAAUAUUCGAAGCAUUUUGCCACGAUAUAAUCGGUCGAGAAGAUUACGAGUUGAUUCAUGGUCUUCGCGGACGAUUAGUAAACGCUACCGAACCGAUACAGGCCCCAUUGUUUCUAGUCUCUCCCAUUUUCUACCAUUUCUCAAAAUAUGUACAUUAAGUGUAAAGGAAACUAGGCUUCGCACAGCUUCGAAACUGGUGUGUAUAUGUGGGACCACUUUCUACACACGUGUAACUGGCAUCAGCGAUAUUGUUAUAUACCUGUUACAUCGCGUUGAGAAGACUAAGUAUAUUACUGUCAACGAGACAGACGAGACUGUCGAGAUGAGGAGUCGUUCCUGAAUCGCGAAUCCAUCGAUAAAAGAUUCUCGAAGUAAAUAAGGAGGCGGAAAACGCAUUGGGACACAGAAAAGGCAUUAUUCAUAGAGUUUCCUCGUUUGUUUUUUGUCUGUCGUGUUUCUGUCUUUUGACGACACACACACACACACACAUAGGUCUACGUUCCAAAAUAACAUGGAGCACUGAUGUGCGAAUGAGUGUAUUUCGCGCUAAUCGAUUCCGCCGAGAUAUUUUUUCUGCCACCGUAGAAGGAAGCGAUUGAUUUAUGUUGGUUGCGACGCGCCUUUCCGCUAUGAAUAUUCCAUACCGUAGGAAACAGCGUGUGAGCGUGCGCAUCACUAUUACAGAACACAGAGUAAUAGUGUGUGAAGCUCGACAUCGCGAUACCAAUUUUACAUUUCAGCCAGAUCAACAAGAUCGCUCAUCUAACUGUCUGUUUCCGCUUGUUUAUCGGUGAUCUUCAGUUGGAAAUUAAAUUACCCUUUUCUGCAAA
This is a messenger RNA of Odontomachus brunneus, 2848 nucleotides long. Its product is annotated as gonadotropin-releasing hormone II receptor-like. Gene Ontology annotation, cellular component: membrane. NCBI's taxonomy places the organism in Eukaryota, Metazoa, Arthropoda, Insecta, Hymenoptera, Formicidae. Gene Ontology annotation, biological process: G protein-coupled receptor signaling pathway. Gene Ontology annotation, molecular function: peptide binding; vasopressin receptor activity. The record is from RefSeq and is a predicted model, not a curated record. The transcript is spliced from 9 exons. Bases 550 to 1758 code for a protein of 402 amino acids.